Molecule: messenger RNA, 1041 nt
Organism: Mirounga angustirostris (Northern elephant seal)
Lineage: Eukaryota; Metazoa; Chordata; Mammalia; Carnivora; Phocidae
Gene: CEBPE
Product: CCAAT enhancer binding protein epsilon
Exons: 2
Coding region: 1-846 (281 amino acids)
Biological process (GO): DNA-templated transcription; regulation of transcription by RNA polymerase II
Molecular function (GO): DNA-binding transcription factor activity, RNA polymerase II-specific; RNA polymerase II cis-regulatory region sequence-specific DNA binding
Source: RefSeq, a predicted model, not a curated record
AUGUCCCACGGGACCUACUACGAGUGUGAGCCCCGGGCUGGCCAGCAGCCACUCGAGUUCUCAGGGGGCCGAGCGGGGCCCGGGGAGCUGGGGGACAUGUGUGAGCAUGAGGCCUCCAUAGACCUCUCCGCCUACAUAGAGUCUGGGGAGGAGCAGCUCCUCUCUGACCUCUUCGCUGUGAAGCCGGCACCUGAGGCCCGAGGCCUUAAGGGACCCGGGACCCCCGCCUUCCCCCACUACCUGCCGCCUGACCCGCGGCCCUUCGCCUACCCCCCACACACCUUCGGCCCUGACAGGAAGGCCUUGGGGCCUGGCAUCUACAGCAGCCCAGGGAGCUACGACCCCAGGGCUGUGGCCGUGAAGGAGGAGCCCCGGGGGCCGGAGGGCGGCCGAGGGGCCAGCCGCGGCGCCUACAAUCCUCUGCAGUACCAAGUAGCACACUGCGGGCAGACGGCCAUGCACCUGCCCCCGGCCCUGGCGGCACCCAGCCAGCCCCUGCGCGUCCUCAAGGCCCCUGUGGCCGCCGCCGCACCCCCCUGCAGCCCCCUCCUCAAGGCGCCAUCCCCAGCUGGCCCCUCGCACAAAGGCAAGAAGGCGGUGAACAAGGACAGCCUGGAGUACCGGCUGCGGCGGGAGCGGAACAACAUCGCCGUGCGCAAGAGCCGAGACAAGGCCAAGAGGCGCAUCCUGGAGACUCAGCAGAAGGUGCUCGAGUACAUGGCAGAGAACGAGCGCCUCCGCAGUCGUGUGGAGCAGCUGACCCAGGAGCUGGACACCCUUCGAAACCUCUUCCGCCAGAUCCCCGAGGCCGCCAACCUCAUCAAGGGCGUGGGGGCCUGCAGCUGAGCCCUGCUGGCAGACUGUGGCACCAGCCUCCCCCACGCCCCCACCCCGGCCCAGCCUGACUCUGGGGAUCCCUACCCUACUGGGGCCCUAGAGCCGCUCACAGGCCAAGCCUGAGACAGAGACCACGGACAAACGGCAGCGGGCGGCAAGGGAAGAGGGCGGACCCCAGCAUAAUGAAUCUGUGGCUGAAUAAAA